UGCAGCUCUUGACUACUGCCAGCAGAUAGCGCCCCCUCCUUUCUUUUAGCGCCCACAGAGCUGGGUCCCAAGCCAGGGCGGACGUGACGUCACGGGCCCACUUUUAAACCUCUUGCCGGGUUCUUCCAAUGCUUCCCUGUACGGUCGCGGACACCCUGUAAAGGCGGGGGGAAUAAGGCUUUUCUAUCCUUGGUGCCUAGCUAAUGGCCCUAGCUAUGGAGAGUAGCCUCCCGGGUGUAAACAGCAGCGACAAAGGCCGUGUGGUGACUGUGUUUGAUAGGCGCCUCGAGCAAACAGAGUGCGGAGAGAAAAUAGUGAGCGUGGGCAGCGGCGACGGCUACGCUGAAUUCCGUGCGGAUAUCUGCCAGGCUUGUGGCAUCAGCCCAGAUGAACAGUUUGUGAUUACCACUACAAAUAGGAAACCAAUCACACAUACAAACUUUGAUCUGAUUGUCCAAGAUGGCAUCACUUUAUAUCUUCUUAAAUCACCCGACCAAUUGCUGUUUUCUCCAACCAAAGAAAAAAUUGACUUUUUGCCACAUUAUGAUACACUGGUCAAAAGUGGAAUGUAUGAAUAUUAUGCUAGUGAAGGACAAAAUCCCCUACCAUUUGCCCUGGCUGAGCUAAUAGACAACUCAUUGUCAGCCACUGCCCAGAAUGCAGGUAUCCGAAACAUACAGAUAAGACUGCUUUUUGAUGAGACUCAGGGAAAACCAGCCGUUGUUGUUAUUGAUAAUGGAAAAGGAAUGAACUCAACACAGCUUAAAAACUGGGCUAUAUACCGACUUUCAAAGUUUACAAGGGGUGCUGCUGCCUUAAGUGAAGACGGAAUCUAUGUCCGACCUCCACAUGUACCACGCAGCUUGAAUAGUGAUAUCUCCUACUUUGGUGUCGGUGGCAAGCAGGCAGUUUUCUUUGUUGGUCAAUCAGCCCGUAUCAUAACUAAAAAUGCAGAUUCACAAGAUGUUCAUGAAUUUGUGCUUUCUAAAGAAGAUUUUGAGAAGAAAGAAAUAAACAAAGAAGACAUUUACAGUGGUUUUAUCAGAAAUAGAAAGCCUGCUGAUUCUACACACGUGACAGAAGAUGAACGUUUUCUUCACAAUCUAAUCAUGGAAGAACAUGAAAAAAAGAAUUUUACAGCUGUGGUUAUAACUGGUGUUCAGUCUGUACAUGUACAGUUUUUAAAGAACUAUUAUCAUUUAUGGAGCAGGCAGUUAGCGCAUAUCUACCAUUACUACAUCCAUGGGCCUAGAGGAAAUGUUUUGAAUAAAAGUAAAAUCAGUGCACAGGCACUCACUAAUCUUGACAUUGAGAUCUCUAUGUUUGAAAGGGGAAAGUCACCAAAGAUUGUCAGCCUAAGAGAGCUCAGAGAUGACAUGCAAACACUUUAUAUCAAUACCACAGCUGAUACAUUUGAAUUUAAAGCCCUUGUUGAAGGUGAAGGUGUUGUAGAAGGUGUAAUACGUUACCAUCCAUUUUUGUAUGACCAAGAAACCUAUCCAGAAGAUCCAUAUGCUUCAUCAAGAAAUAACGAUGCAGAUGAUGAUGACUGCUUCAUAAUAGAAAAGGAAGCACGUGGCAAAAGGCCAAUAUUUGAGUGUUUUUGGAAUGGAAGAUUAAUUCCUUAUACUACUGUUGAGGAUUUUGACUGGUGUGCUCCACCGAAGAAAAGAGGCUUGUGCCCCCCAGAGUGCUACAACAGAAUUUCUGGUGUUCUUUUUACAAACGACAGAUUUGAAGUCAGCACAAAUAAGCUUACAUUUUUAGAUCUAGGACUAAAGUUGCAAGACAAAAACACACUCUUUACUAGAAUUAUUAAUGGCCAGGAGCAGCGAAUGAAAAUAGACAGGGAGUUUGCACUUUGGGUAAAGGACUGUCAUGAGAAAUAUGAUAAGCAGAUAAAAUAUAUUGGCUUCAAAGGAACCAUUAGUCGUACGGAUGUUGCCUCAAAACGAAUGCAAAGUCCUUGGGCUACUUACUCUGCUAUAGAAUGGGAUAGGAAGAAGUAUAAAACUGGACAAUUGGUGAAAACAGUCAAGACUAUACCCGUACUCUAUGGAAGCAUUAAUAGGUUUCUUCUGUAUGGGGAUUACGAUUGUGAUAUAUAUGCUACUGGAGGAGAAGUUGAAAUUUCUUUGGAACCAAAAGAAUUGUAUGAUGAAAUCAAGCUUGUUCCAAUUUCAAAGAUAGACAGAAGUGCAACCUUGAGCAUCAUUAAGAAAUAUCUGGAAGAUGAAAUGACACGGUUUCCAGACACAUUGUCCGUUACCUGGCCAGAAGGUGAUUCAUUGGAAGACGAUGACAUAAAACACGCUGGAUCCAAAAUAGGGCCUUUAAGAAUUGAAAUACUGAAUAAAAAAGGAGAACCCAUGCAGAAACUUCCUGGUACAAGCCAUGCAGCAUCAAAAAAGCUUUUGGUGGAGAUGAAGGUGUUGCUGCAUUCUUCAAGUGGUGACAAAGAAAUAAUAUCGCACAUUAGUCAGCAUGGAGGUAAAUGGCCUUACUGGUUUAAAAAAAUGGAAAACAUCACAAAGCUUGGCAGCUAUACCUUGAAGCUCCAAGUUGUUUUGAACGAAAGUAAUGCUGACACAUAUGCAGAAAAACCACUGCCCUCUAAAAAUAUUUCAUUUAAGAUUGUUGAGGGUAAACCAGUUGGAUUUUCAGUGGGUGUCAUGGAUGCUCCAUUUCGUGUUGGAAUUCCGUUCAACAUUCCUCUCAACUUGUUAGAUGAAUUUGGUCAUUCUACCGCGCCGGUUACCGAUAUUAAACCUGUACUUGAAGCAAGUGGUCUAGCCAUGGAAUAUGAAGAAUGUAGUACAGAGUCCGGGCUGGCUAUCAAGGGUGUGAUUGCUAAAGGAGCUGUUAACAACUGCCAAGGCAAGAAUUUCAUGUUGAAGGUGACUCUACCAGGGUUAAAAGAAGACUCUCAGAAUAUCAAGAUAAGAUUGUUACCUGGACCACCAAAGAGCAUAAAAGUGAUCCCAGACAAAGAUGUCAUUGUUAUAGAGAAUGGAUCUCCUAUUUGUUUCCACGUUGAAGUCUUAGAUGAAGCAGGGAAUGUGACAACUCAGCCAAAAUUAGUUGUUGAGUGCAAGUUUACAGGUUAUCCAAAUCUUCCAAUUUAUACUCUGGAUUGUAGCAAUUCAGGCACAGGAAAAUUAUCUGGCCCCGUGCUUCGAGUUCAAAACAUCAAAAAAGUGCAAAUGCUGACGGCACAAAUUGAACUUCCUAGUUGUAAAGAUGUCCCAGCUGUGGAAAGGUCUAUCAGACUGGAACCGAGCACCCAUAUAGCAAAGCUGGAAAUCUUAAGUGUGGAUGGUGAAAAAGCAAUUCAAAUUAAACAUCAAGAUGAAAUUGAAUGGCUUGCUGGAGACAUCAUGCAAAAUCUUAUCUUACAAAUGUAUGAUGAAGCAGACAGGAAUAUAAUCAUCACUGAAGAGCUGGCAGAAAAAAUCAAGGUUAACUGGACACCAAUCAUUGACAAAGAAAACUUAAUCAAAGGACUUUUACCUGAUGUUGAAGUAGCAAUUUCCGUAAAAGACAUUCGAUACUGCCAAGUAUCAUAUCACGAUGAUCACGUGUCCUUGGAAAGCGCCUUCACAGUAAAACCUCUUCCUGAUGAAGCAAAACAUUUGAAAUGCAAGCUGACUGGAACCAAUGAAGUCCAGAUGGGCCAGGAAUUGAAAAGUGAAAUUGUACUGAUACUUGCAGAUCAAUAUGGAAAUCAGGUACAAUCACUGUCAUCUUCAUGUGUACAGUCACUGGGUGUUUCUGGAAGUAAUCUGGUAAAAAGCAACUUAAAAAUUACUUAUCAGGAAGAAACACAUUCAAUGAAUGUAGCUGGAAUUCAGUUUACUGUUGGACCUCCAGGCGAUAGAGAACUUUGCUUUGCUUGGAGAUCUUUUUCAGGUUACGUAAGACUUAGCCUUAUUGCUGGUCCUCCAGCUAAACUUGAUCUUCUAGACUGGCCUAAAUCAGAGCCAUUUACAGUAGUUGCUGGAAAACAGAUGGAAAACCCUCUUAUUGUUCAGCUCUGUGAUGAAUGGGGAUUUCCAUCUCCAACGCCAAAUGUAAAAAUUGCUUUGAUAAAGGACAAUGAUCUCAAGAUGAGUCCACAGUAUCAGCCACAGAAAACAAAUACAGAUGGUCAGCUGAAUAUGGGCAGGUUUUCAUUUUCUGCAACAAAAGGAGAAUAUUCUAUUGUAAUUAAAGCUAUGCAAAACAAAGUGGAAAACUACACAUUAAAGCUGACUGUUCUCCCAGAUCCUGAUAAACCUGCAAAAGUUAAAUUCCUGUUUGAUCAAAAUGCUAAACUAACUGCUGGGAGUACAUUUCCAGAGUUUGUAGUUAAUGUCGUCUCGGAGGAUGGUAGUAUCAUUAAGAAGCUGAACCUGGCUAAUUGUUCCAUGAAAUUAUGGAAGGAUCAGAGCAAUGGAGGGAAACCUCCAGCAAGCGUACCACCAAUGUUUUGCAGCAAGUUCAGAGAUGGGGACAAAGAAGGCUGUUUUUAUUUCAGGGAUAAAAUGAUACCAGAUCGUGUUGGAAAGUAUUGCAUUCAGUUUGCAUUUGUGGCUGAGAAAAACACAACACUCUAUAGUGAUAAGAUAACAGUGGAUGUUCUUCCAAACAAACCUGUGAAGUUGGUUCCGCAUCCCUUGCCUCCAACACCAACAGUAUCCAAUGUUAAAGCUGAAGCUAGUCGUACAUUGGUCAAGAACCUCUGGCUAAAAAUUGUGGAUGAACACAACAAUUUAGCUGGAAGUAACCUGAACGGCAAGAUCACUGUGAAGAUCAUUUGUUCAUCUGAGGACAUCACAGAGAUUCCUCAGUUUGCAUCAAGGGUUAAUGUCAUUGAUUUCCCAUUUAGAAAUGGAUCUGCUGAAAUCAGUGGCCUCAUCCUUUCUGAAAAUACUACAGGGAAAGAUAGCACAGAGUAUAAAAUCAUGUUCACUUUGGUGUCACCAGAAAUUGAAGCAGGGACAAUUGAACCAUACUACCUCCCUUUCAUAUUUUACAAUGAUUUUGAAAAGCAGCAGCAAAUGGCAACACUUACCAAGGAAAAAGAUCAGCUAUCCCAAACUGUUAAAGCUUAUAGAUGCCUGUUUGAUACCUCCAAACAGCUGAUCAGUGAAAUACAAUGUCAAGCAGAUGAAGCAAAAGCCAAAGAAAGUCACUUGAGGAAUGAAUUAAAAAAGCUCAGAAUUGGGGUAUCCCAAAAAAAUGAGAUUGAACACAUUGAGAUACUCAUAAAAGAGAAAUCAUCAGAGCGAGAAAAAAUAUUCCAUCAGCCUAAGAGAACAUGUUCUCUUCCCCCUUAUUCAAAGAGGAGUGCUGAUAUAUUAGGCAAGAUUGCUCAUUUAGCUUUGAUUGAAGACAAUGAAGCAGCUAAAGUAAUCUCUUGGCAUAUGGCUAGUGACAUGGACUGUGUUGUGACCUUAACUACUGAUGCGGCUCGUGAAAUCUAUAAAGAGUCUCAGGGUCGUCAGCAAGUUCUUCCUUUGGAUUCGAUUUAUCAGAAGAAUCUCCAAUGGGGCAGGCAAUUACCACACAUACGCAAUGGAAAAAGUUGCUUUAAGGCAGCUGGCAAUCCAGUUUUUGCUAGAGAUCUUUUAGUAUUUGAAAAGGAGUGUACAGAACAUUGUCAGAUAGUCUUCGGAAUGCUUCUGGGAGAUGCAAUCAUCUUGGACAAUUUAGAAGCUGCCAAUCACUAUAGAAAGCAGCUUGUGCAGUUCACUUUCUGCCCAACCUUACUGACCAGAGAUGGAGACAGAAUUCGAAGCAAUGGAAAGUUUGGCGGACUACAGAAUAAAGCACCUCCUUUGGACAAAUUAAGAGGAAUGGUGUUUGGAGCGCCACUGCCCAAAGAAUAUGAGACCCUUGGUACUGUAAUAGAUCUAUUAGAGCAACUCCGUUCUACAAUGUACAAGGCAAAGAGUGUAAAUAAGGAGCUUACUGAUGAAAUGCAGAUGCUAAAAUCUCCGAAUAUGCUUCAGAAAAAAGAAGAACUGGACUUACAAGAAAAACAGUUGAAGGAGAUAGAAAAAAAACUUGGCUUAACACCGAAGAAUCGAAGCACAGGGUUUGCAAACAAGCCUCCCGACCAUGAGAUGUCAGAUUGUCCAAUUCCUUUGAAACGUUCAAGAAGAGAAAAUGUGAAAAGAAAAUAAACUGAAAAAAAUGAAGGUAUUACAGAAGUUUUUUAAAGAGAAGAUGGCCGAAGUGCAGUGAGGAAAGACUGCGCCGGUAGAAUGAAUGUUCAAAGAAAAUAUACAAAUCUGUACCUUCUGUUUCACAGAAAUGUCAUUGUUUAUAUUUCAGCUGAAAACUGUAAUUGCUGUUUGUUUUCAUAUUCCGUUUUUUGGUUCACUUGUAUUUUCGGAAGGUUUAACUAAAACUGGAGUAAUGAAGAUCCAUUAGACUGUUUGUUCUUCCAACUUCCGUGAAAGCUGGGGAUAGCACAGGAUAUAUAUAUAUAUAUAUAUAUACACACACACACACACACACACACACACACACACACACACACACACACACACACAUUCAGCAAGUAGGAUCUGCACUCUCAGGUCUUAAGAAAAAAUUUAAAAAAUAUUAAUUGUUACAUACAAGACAGACGUUUCGGCCUCCUCCGAGGCCUUUCUCAAAGUGUCUAAUCAAUUGUGAAAAAGCCAUAUAUACAAAAGUUGGCGGGAAAAUAGACACAAUGAAGCUGACUUAUUAACAUCACCACCGAAAUGCGACUGUUUUACAUAUCACUCAUUAAAAACAUGUCGGUAUGAAAACAUAUAUGUAUAACUUAACAUCAAUUGCAGCUACUGAUAUUCUCCACAUUUAGACAUUACACACAUUCAACUGUUAAAAACACGAUGCUUUGCAAGUUUGUCUCACUACAUUAGUUUAGCUGUCAUUUACUGCUACCUUAUCACAAUAAUAAACAAUGUUGCAAAAAUGUAUCAAAAUUAAGAGAUAAGCUAAUAGGCCUGCUUUGGAGUACCUUUCAUGACUUGUAUUGCCUAACUAAUUCAGUAUCGAGAAUUACCACUCAGUUUACAGCUUCAUGGUGCCUACGGCUAAUCCCUUCCCUAAAUCACUAAAUGUGAGCCCCGCUCCUACAUGAUAAAAAACUACUAUCUGUUAAACCUUAACACAGUAUGUCAUUAGUGACAGUAAAUCAAUAUGGACGGAACCUCUCUGUUGUGGAACUAUACUCUACCCACUACCUCCUUGGAUAUCGUGACCCUCUGCACAUAUAAAUUUAUAUUUUUUAUUUCUUGUAUUCUUGCAUUUUGUUUUUUGUGUUUUUUACUAUUUACAUUUAUAGUUUGCGGGGUUAAUAGAUCUUCACAUAAACAUUUGUAAAUGUUUAUUUUUUUAUUUUUCACUAGAUAUAUGCUUACUUAAUGACAGUGUUCUCCUUUUGGAUAACUCUAAUUAAUGGGGUUGAUUAUAUA
Molecule: messenger RNA, 7451 nt
Organism: Xenopus laevis (African clawed frog)
Lineage: Eukaryota; Metazoa; Chordata; Amphibia; Anura; Pipidae
Gene: smchd1.L
Product: structural maintenance of chromosomes flexible hinge domain containing 1 L homeolog
Exons: 48
Coding region: 204-6167 (1987 amino acids)
Biological process (GO): double-strand break repair; chromosome organization
Cellular component (GO): chromosome
Molecular function (GO): ATP binding
Source: RefSeq, a predicted model, not a curated record